AUGCCAAGGUCGGACUACAAAAUAAUUCAAUGCGUAACUGAAACUUCAAACGAUCUUCUGAACUUAAUACUUGUAGGCACACUAUUCUUUUAUGACCUCCCAACGGAUAUAACUGAUUUGUAUGGGAUCCCUAUAGAUGAUCAGAAAGAGCUAGGGGCCCAGACUAAUAUCAAAUGGAAAUGGCUAGAUAUUGAGAUAUUAGCAUAUCAUUUUCAACUCGCUGAUAAGCAAUUCAGUGCCUAUGCUGAAGAUUUACGAUUCUUGAUCAAGAAUCGCUUUGCAAUUGCGUCUUUCAAAGUUGUUCCAUUGUCUCUUAGUCAACCAAUCCAAGGUUAUGGCAAUACUUCAAUUUGCUCUGUAAGAAUCUAUGCAAUCCCUUCUGAUAUCGAAGGUGCUAGAUAUUUUAAAACCUUUAGGUACAACCAACCGAGAUCAUUAUUUGUUGACAAGGCUGCCAAACAUUCGUGGUGGAGAUUACUUUGUUACAUCGAUUUCUCUAAAGAAAGCUGGAACUUUCUGCAAGAGUGGAUUCAGAAUGAAUUAUUUAGCCAAAUUGUACUACUUCCUGUCUGUAAGAACAAAAGCAUCACCGUUGGCAAAGUACACCAGUCAUUACCUGACCAAAGGGUGCUAAAUUUUCACAUUAAAAGAUGGAUGAACAGGGAAAGAGUUUCGAGGGUUCCUACAUCUAUUGCAUAUCAAAAAGAGCAGAGUACUUUAGUUCAGAAGCUUCUGAAGAUAUACAACUCGAUUCCCUCACCAGAGUUUCUGAAGCUUAAGAAUUUAGAUCGUCCUUGGUCUAAUCACAAUAAUAAGAGUGUGAUUACUGAUCCCCUUGAUGUAAUUUCAUCACUUCUUACACAUAGGGGAUCACCCUUGAAGGGUAUGAAAACUACACUAUAUCCAUUUCAGUUGAACUCAUUGACGAAAAUGUUUGAAAAAGAGACUAUUCCUGAGAAGAGGCUUGUACCCUACUAUUUAGAAUUGAAAGAUAUAGGUGCCAACACGUUUUACUUUGAUUUGAAUCAGGGUCUGUUUUGUUCUUCGCCUGAAUUGUACCAACUUCCAAGAGGAGGAAUUUUAGCGGAAAAUAUGGGUUUGGGCAAGACGAUUAUAACGCUUGGGUUGAUAUGUUUGACAAAAAAUGACAUGUCUGCUAUUCCAGAAGAUAAAAUAGUGUACUCUGAAUCCAUUGCAAAGCAAAGAACUAGUCUCAAAUACUUACAGGAGAUUAAGUUAAAUACUGAUGCUAGUGUGAAGAGACUUACCGAAUUAUGCAAGAACAAAAUCAAUCAGAAUUCUUUACCAUGGAAAUACUUCAGUCAAGAUCUACCAGAAUCUGUCAUGAAAAUUCUAGUAGACAACCCUGGCAGCUUCAAGAUGCCAAUAGAUGGCGAUAUUUCCGAUGAGAACAAUAGGAGAAAAAGUUCUUUGCGAAGCAGGAACUCAAUUGAUGGAGAUAGGAUAAAUUACAAAACGUUAUACCUUUGUAAUACUACUCUUAUUUUCGUGCCCGAAAAUUUGUUCCAUCAGUGGAACAACGAACUCAAGAAGCAUGUAGAAGAUGACUACUUGAAUAAGCUAUUUAUUACAAAUCAAAUCAGACAUUCAACAGCCAGCAGUCAUUCUACGUACACUAACGAAAUUCCCAGAGAUCUUGUAAGAUUAAUGGAAUACGAUGUCAUAAUUAUAUCUCAUUCCUUCGUCGCAAAGCAGCAAAAAGAAGGCACUACGUCUAUCGAAAUAUUGAAAAAUAUAUACUGGAAAAGAUUGAUCAUUGAUGAGGGUCAUAGUACAAGCUCAAAGAAUUCAAAAACUAGUUUACUUUGUAAAGAAAUUGAAUCAGAAAGACGUUGGGCGGUAACCGGUACUCCAACAUCAGGUUUAACAAGAUUGUACAUGGACGAAGAUGAAGACGUCAAAGAUAUGAAUAGCUCUACUCUGAAAAGAACUAAGUAUUCAGUGAAGACUGCUAUCAAUGAAAAAGAUGAUUUAACAAAGCUAGGCACUAUAGUUGGCUCAUUUCUCAAUGUCGAACCUUACUAUACGAAACCUAAGUUAUGGGCAGCCUUGGUUUCUAAGCCAUUAUCUGAGAAUAAAUUUGGUGCCAUACAAGGACUUUCCAAUCUUUUAAAUAAUAUUGUUGUCAGGCAUUCCCUAUCCGAAGUCGACAAAGAUUUGAAAUUGCCCAAAUUGCAUCAUAUUCCUGUGUUUUUGAAACCUUCAUACCAUAACAUCUUAGCCAUAAAUCUAUUCACGGCGGUUUUAGCCGUGAAUGCAGUAUCUUCCGAAAGAACGGAUAUAGAUUAUAUGUUUCACCCCACAAAUAGACAGCAACUAAGAAGAUUGAUAACAAACUUACAAAGAGCCACUUUCCAUUGGACUGGAUUCAAACAAGAGGAUGUGGAGACUUUAAUUAGUAUAUGUCAAAAUUCUUUGAAGAAGCAUUACGAGAAAGGAAAAGUUUACAGUGACGAAGAUGUCACACUCUUGAAAGAAUCUAUGGCAGUCGCCAAACUGGCGCUAAGCAAUUCCAGAUGGAGAACAAUUGCUCUUUUGCAUGAAAUGAAUUACUAUGUAACUGGACUUCCCGAAGUCUAUAUAAAGAAUUUCGGUACAGGAAUAAUGGAAGAUGAUAGAAUAUUAAAUCCCCUGGUUCCUGUAGGUGUCUUUGGAGCACCACACCUUAAUGCUAUUCAAGAAUUUUUUUACAAAAAUAGGUUUAUGGAUAUGUCUAAUAUGGAUCUUUUGACCAAUAAAUUGACUGAAGUUUCGAAACCAUUUUGGAAAUCAUAUUGGGGGGAAACUACAAAGAGAAACAUGGAAAGGUUCAAUAAACAAGAUGCGAACCAAGAAUUCAAGGUAAGCAAUGAUCAAAUUGAGAACGCAGUUCAGGUUCCUGAAAUUGUACUCGAUUCUCUGUCAAAGAAAAAGAGAAAGUUGAGUGAUAGCGUAAACAGUGGCCAUGAGUUAGACCUCGAAAGACAAGAAAUUAUUAAUCAUAGUUAUGUUCAUGACAGUAGAUUAAGUGGAAAUUCUUCAUUUGAUAGCACAAGGAACACGGAGAUUCUUGGAACUGGUUCAGCUAAGCUUUCAUAUAUAUCUAGCAGACUACUUGAGCAUCAACUGAAAAAUGUUAAGUCUAUUGUUUUCUUCGAGUUUGAAGACAGCGCUUACUAUUUAACAGAACUGUUGGAUGUUCUUGGAGUAAACUAUAUCCUUUACGCAACAUUUGUAAAACCUAGCCAAAGAGCAACUAAUCUAACUGAAUUUAGUAAUUAUGAUAGUGGUGGAAUUACGUUAAUAAUGGAUUUACGAUUGGCAUCACAUGGGUUGAACAUAAUUGCUGCGACAAGGGUAUACUUUUUGAGUCCUGUUUGGCAGAGAUCUGUAGAAGCUCAGGCCAUUAAAAGAGCUCACAGAAUUGGACAAAUGAAUGAAGUGUACGUGGAGACAUUAGUAUUAGAAGGAACUUUGGAAGAGGAAAUUUAUAGAAAGAGAUCAGAUGACAGGGAGCAAGAAAAGGAUGACAUCCAAGGUCGAUCUAUUACUCCUACUCCAUCUCAAUCGUCUUCGACCAAAAAAUAUGUAAUAGAUGAUACAGGUAUGCAAGAAUUUAUUCUAAGGCAUAAAUUCUUACCACAAGGUGAUGAGGGGGUUGAAUAUAGCCCAUUCAGGUCGACUGCAGUGUCUCUGACCCUCUGUAAGUCUUUAGAUGAUGUUCCAGACGAGUCUUCCCUCUUGGAUCAUUCUGAUAGGAUUGUUCAUGAUGUGAGACAGUGGAAUAUCAAUUUAUUUACUAAUUCGAACCUAGUCAAAUUGAUUAGCACAAAGAACCAGAAGAUCAGAAAGGAGUUCGAAGAAAAGGACUAUGUUCGUAGGUUUAUUGACCCGGAUGAGCAGUUAGAUACAGAGAAGCAUUUACAUGAAAUUGCGGAAAAGGAGCCUCAAAGGAAGAAGGUACGCUUCUGA
Dujonia railenensis is the source of this 3972-nucleotide messenger RNA. Lineage: Eukaryota; Fungi; Ascomycota; Pichiomycetes; Serinales; Debaryomycetaceae. The record is from the annotation of a GenBank genome assembly.